CAUCACUUUGUCAGACUGCCCCUCUGCUGCCAUGUGUUGCACAGCAACAACAUGUAAUGGAAUGUUGGUGGGAAUGUUCAGCCUUGACUCACCUGCCUCUGCUAUCAUGGGCUAACAUAAUGAAAUAGGAGGCAUGAGGAGUGCUCUGAAAGUAAUAUUUCUUCAGUUAGUUUAUUUUGUGCUAUCACAAAGUAUACAGUACAAUCAGAUGAAUAUUUUGAGAGUUUUUUUUUUUUUUUUUUUGCAAACAGAAUAGUUCUGAGCACAUUUUAGAUCUCUCAGUUAGGUUUGGAGUUCUAACAGAAGAAUGAAAUGGUAGAUGUAAUAGCAGGCAGUAUGUUUCUGUGCUUACAUCUUGCUUCUGAUGGGGCUUUUGGGAAGUUGAAACUAAACUACUGUUCUCUGCUUAAGAAUAAAAAUGAAAACGCAGUGCUGUGGAUUUACUUGAAUUCAACUUUGUGCUGAUGUGAAAGACGGUCAGUGCUUCCAAACUGCAGGACUCCUAGCAGCGCUUCUGUCCUCCUUGGCGGAGCUCGGUAUUUCAUAGGGGAUUGCUACACGAUUAGUGCCACCUGCUGCACGUCCUCUGGAAUUGGAUCAGCUUCCCACAACGCCUUACUACAUCCUCUGGGUAGUCGUAGCUUCCGAAAUUAUUAAGUUUCUGAGAUCUUUUAAAGAGGAAAAGAUUAAGAAGUCCGUCCUGGAAUAAAUAGAUAAAUUCCAAAAUCAACUCUUGCGGCUGCGUGUUAUGCAUCGCAUCUUACAAGGAUAAUAACGUGGUGCUAGAAUCUUCCCCAGCCGCCCUAUGCCCCUAAAGCACCGGUAAUUAGAUGAUCAAAUUAUGAUUCAGUGAGCGCUCUAGACCGCUUCCGAGCCGAGCUUCGUGCAGGUUUGCGAAGCCCUCCCCUCGGCAGCUGCGCUUUCACCCCUGCCAAAGCGGGUUCAGCUCUGCAAAACGCGUGUGAGGGGAAUCUGCUCGCUCCGGACGCGAGGCAGCUGAAGGCACGGCCGGGCUGCAGCGGGAAGGGCGGCUCGCGUUCCCUCACAGCCCGCCCUCCUUGCGGGUGCUGAGGGGCUGCGUACGGACACGGCCCGCCCCGCGGCGCUGAACGGUCACCGCCGCUUUGAACUUCCCGCGCGCCGCUCCCGGCGGAGACGCGCUGCGCGUUCGCCGCCGCAGUUUCCAAGGCGCUGCGGCCAUAGAGGAGCCGGGCGGCCGGAGCUCCGCUGCAUCUCUCCGGGACCGCUGUCGGGGGUGGCAGCCGUUCCGCUUCUCCCCGUGCCCUCGGACCCGCCGCUGGGUGAGUGUCUCCCGCGGCGGCGGCGAAUCUGCCGGGCCCGUCCCGCCGCUAGCGCGGUUUGGGCGGUUGUCAGGGAGAAUCAAGAUGGCGGCGGCGGCGGCGGAGGAGGACACGGAGCUGCGGGACCUGCUGGUGCAGACGUUGGAGAGCAGCGGGGUGCUCAAUAAAAUCAAGGCAGAGUUGCGAGCAGCUGUAUUUUUGGCAUUAGAAGAACAAGAGAAAGUAGAGAACAAAGCACCUCUGGUAAAUGAAAGCCUGAAAAAUUUUUUGAGUACAAAAGAUGGUCGUGUGGUGGCAGGUCUUGUUGCAGAAUUUCUACGAUUUUUCAAUCUUGAUUUUACGCUGGCUGUUUUUCAGCCUGAAUCAAGCACACUAAAUGGCCUGGAUGAUCGAGAAAACUUAGCUCGAGAUUUGGGAAUUACAGAAGAAGGUACUGCAGGUGGUCCCCUGUUGUUGGAGGUUGUUAGAAAAUGUCAGCAAAAAAAGAUAUCAGGCAAUGAAGAAGUGGCCCCAGUUCUAAGUGAUGGCCUGUGCUCCACGUCAAAAUCAUCUGAUGGAAGAUCAAGUACACACCCCAUACCGAGUAAGGUUACUGAAGCUACUCAAAGUGAUACGAGUGUCUCGUCAGGGGAAGCCAGCAAAAGAAGCAUUCAUUUUCUGCCUAAUGAAACAAAACUAGAUCCUCAGUUGCAAAACAAAGACUUAAAUACCAAAGAAAAAAGUGAUCCAGGUGUGGAUGAAGAUGAUAUAGAGGGAGAUUCUUUUUUUGAUGAUCCUAUACCCAAACCAGAAAGAACUUAUGGUUGGAAAACUGAUUCCAGUAAAGCAGGAGGUCUAGCAUCCCUUUCUGAUGCACCACCUCUGAAAAGUGGGUUAAGUUCUCUGACUGGUGCACCUUUGCUAAAGGAGCCUGAUGAUCUAAAUAGAAAUUCUGUUUUGAAAGACCUGAGGUUGGUGAAUGCAAAACUGGGAUCUUUAGAAUUAGGAAAUGGAGAUGAUGACGAGUAUGCUGAUGACUUCAAUAGUGCCAGCCAUCGCUCAGAGAAAAGUGAUAUCAGUAUUGGUGAAGAAAUAGAUGAAAUAUCUGUGGAAACAGAAGGCUUGAAUGCCAGUGAUAAACUUGAAGACAUAACACAAGACCAUACCGUUUCUCAGUUCAGUGAUGUUGCAGAUUAUCUAGAAGAUGUGGCAUAGAAUUGGACAGCAAAAAACGUUUCAGUGUGCUGGACUACAAGACUACUGUGGACUGUUGAAUUCAGACAAUCACUUUUUGCUGGAAAGUCCACUCCCUAUUUGUGCCUUGUUUAAUAAAGACUGUAGGUGGAGAGGGCUUCUUUACAAGAUAUAAAUGAAAUGAUGUGUUCCCGUUUGAGUCUGAUAUUGGAAUUACUUUUUUCAUUUGGUUCAGCCAAACCUUUCACAGCAGGAGUUGGAUUUUCCAAGCAGAAUGUCCAUUGCUGGCAAUGGGCUUAAUAAAAAGCAGUCUACAAGAAAAGAUCUACAUGGAGUCAUGCGGCUUUAUAAUGAACUUGCACUGUUAUUGUAACAGUUUGAAACGUUUUUAAAGAUAACCAAAGCAAGAGUCUUCAGAGGUAGUGCUUCAACUUCUACUUCUUUUUAAGAGUUUUGUCCAGUCAGCAUGUCAUACAUAUUUGUAGUAAAUCUAGCCACAAUACCUAGGCGCUCCAGACUCACUUGAAACUACUGUUUUUCAGACUUUUUUGGAAGUUGGACUUUUUAAAAAGACUUAUCAAGUUGAGCAUAUCUAAAUUUAGCUAAGUUUAGGAGCUAAAUUUAGUACUAAUCUUAACUCUGAAUAUUCUUGUUUAAAUAUGUUUGUCAGACCAUUGAUGUUAAGACCUAAGCUGUUUUUAUGUAUGAUAAUUUCAUUAGUGUUAUUGGUUGUUAAAUCAUGAAAAUUGAUUAUGUAAGGAUCCACAAAUCAUUAUAUUUUUGGUUGUUUUGUUGGUUUUUUUUUAGGUUUUUAAAAGUGUGGAAAUGGUUUGUGGAGCUGUUACUGUUGAGGGCUCUUCCUUUGCUGUAAGCUCACUAAUAGUCCUGAAAAUCCUCGCUGUGCAAAAAUGGGCGCCAAAAAGUGAAAACACUAACUGUUUUUCAGAUUCUGAUUGCCAUAGAGAAAUAAAUUCAGAUAUUUAGAACACCUUACUGAAGACAUUUAUCAAUGCUAAGUUCUAACUAAGAGCAAAUUUCAGUGUAUUCAUUAUACUCUUGCAAAACAGAGUCGGUAAUGGAAACAGUGACAGUUCCUUAACGAUGCCAUUUUGCAUAGCGCUGCUGUAAUAUAUAGGUCGUGGACAUUAGUAGUACUGAAACAAGAUUUCAAAAUGUGCACUUUCUGAACAUUGUGAACACAUUUGGAAAAUAUACGUGAAUAUAAAUAACUUAUUAUUUUUUUUCUUUUUUAACACUUUGUAAUUUUCUUUUUCCAGGAAAACUGUUGGCCUCUCAUCAGUGGCCACCUCAGAAGUAGCACGCUAAACUAAAGCCAUUGGUUAAUUAAGUAAAUAGAGCUGCUACUAGCAUUGGAUGCUGAUUUGGAUCUUUCUUGCACUGGGCCAGCAGGCAUGGAGCAGUGCUGGAAAGUUAGGCUUUUGUAGUACAUAAAUAAUGAGAAGAGAGGAGAAAAGUUGUGCCUUUUAUUUAUGUGCGCCCCAAAAUAAGCCAGCAAAAAGCACCAAAAUAUUUAGUCACCUUUAACUUCUGACUUUGUGCCAUGUUGUAGCAGCUUAACAGGAGAAUUUUUUUUACCCUGGAAAUCAAUGUGCCAUAGGCUUCAGAUAACAAUGAUAUUGUAAGAAAUAACAUAACUGUGAGUAAAAAUUACUUGAACUAUGGAGGAACAUGUGUCUCAAGAUACUACAUGUUAAAAGGUUUUUUUCUGAUUGAAAUCUUUUUAAAGUGAGCAAUAACAUGUCUGAAGGAUGUAAAAUUCAACUUGAAUGCAUGGGAACAACGAAUUGCUGACGUUCAUUUUUAAGGUGUGUGGAAUAAUGUAGACAGUGCCAUUUGCAUUUUUUUGUGUCUUGGGAAAACAUAGUUUUAUUACCUGUUAGCUGUAGAAUCUCUUGAAAUUUGUCAUACCAAAAGAAGCUAAAACUAUUAAAUUAUUUCUAAUUGCAUAUGGAGAUGUGGCCUUUAACUAAUUAGAUACUUUAAAUGUUAACAUGACUUCUGUUAACAGCAAAGUGUUUUCUCUUUCCUUGGGGACUGAUUGGAGACCUUGCACUUUGAUUCUCAUUUAAGGAAAUGCCAAAGUGGUAAGUCUCCUGUGAGGUUUUGCUGAAUUGUGUAUAAUAACUUGCAAAAUAAAGCUAUUAUGCUGG
This is a messenger RNA of Phasianus colchicus (ring-necked pheasant), 4645 nucleotides long. RefSeq names its product centrosomal protein 43 (gene CEP43). Lineage: Eukaryota; Metazoa; Chordata; Aves; Galliformes; Phasianidae. Gene Ontology annotation, cellular component: centrosome. Gene Ontology annotation, biological process: microtubule anchoring. The record is from RefSeq and is a predicted model, not a curated record. Gene Ontology annotation, molecular function: protein binding.